Opisthorchis viverrini is the source of this 2202-nucleotide messenger RNA. RefSeq lists its product as hypothetical. Gene Ontology annotation, biological process: cellular response to calcium ion; regulation of dopamine secretion; regulation of calcium ion-dependent exocytosis. Gene Ontology annotation, cellular component: axon; synaptic vesicle membrane; dense core granule. Gene Ontology annotation, molecular function: clathrin binding; syntaxin binding; calcium ion binding. The coding region runs from base 104 to 1855 and encodes 583 amino acids. Lineage: Eukaryota; Metazoa; Platyhelminthes; Trematoda; Opisthorchiida; Opisthorchiidae. The transcript is spliced from 10 exons. The record is from RefSeq and is a predicted model, not a curated record.
CAAUUAUUGGAGAUGAUGAGGGGCGGAAGUUGAGUUGGGAUUUUGAAUAUUCUCUGUUAAAAUAGACAUCUGACAAACGGAAAUAUCGGGCAACGAAUAAAAGAUGUCGGAAACAGAGUCGGUUGUGGAACGCACCACCACUGAAAUUUCUGAUGUAUUGUCGACCAGAAUGUCCGGAGAGACUAUCGAGUCAACCUUAGAGGCCAAAAGUACCGAUUCAAUACCCACUGUUGAUACCACUCCUGUCGCAGUUGUGUCGACCAUCACGACCAAACCCAGCCUUAGUACCACAGCUCCGGUUAGACGUCCGACCUCUUGGAGACCACCGGUUACCGUCCAAGAGACACAAACUUCGAGGAAAUGGACCACUGCUGGUUUUGGACCGAAACGAACCAUGCACAGCGUAGCGGAUGUGGAUACCAAUUACCGCGUGCAACCCCCGUUUCAGCCGAUUGAUGCCACACAAACAAAAAGUGGUCAGGAGACGUUGCGCCGACAGCAAAUGGCUCUAGAAGCGAAAGGAGCGGGAAAAUACGGAAAAUUGCCCUACGGAGCUGUGGUCAGUCUGAGCAUAUUGGGUGUGACAUUUGGUUUGUUAUUCCUACUCUGGUUUUGCAAACGAUGCGUUUUUCGAAAACGCCGUUCGAAGAAGGAUUCAAAGAAAAUGUCGAUGGCCGGUGGAAAAAUUGGCGCUGACUUGAAGGCUGCAGCAUUUUUGGCUGAAUCGAAAAAUAAGGAUCUGGCCUCUCUGAAGAAUAACAUGGAACAAAACGAAGCAGAACAGUCCGAGGAAAAAGAGAAGGUCUACGCCGGGAAGCUCCAUUUCUCUCUAGAUUAUGACUUUCAGAAAGGCGAGGGGGGGGGUCGCUAUUGGGAGUUGAUUCAGAGGAACAACCGAAACAGAGAACUGGCCUCUCACGAGGGGAACAAAGACUCCAAACUACUUCCUGUUGGAGGCCACUUUAGUCGGCCCCCGAAAUGUUCUUUCCAGGAGGGUCAAUCAAUCGUGGAAUAUUAUGAGCAGCGCUCACUUGCGAGUCUUCCACCUAGGCACGGGGAGAUGUAUUACCAAGAACUAACCGUCGGCGUCAUCGAAGCAGUGGACUUGCCAGCUAUGGAUAUGUGCGGAACCUCCGACCCGUACGUGAAAUUAUACCUACUGCCAGAUAAAAAGCGCAAAUUUGAGACCAAAGUUCAUCGGAAGAUACUCAAUCCUGUGUUCAAUGAAACUUUUGUUUUCAAGGUUCCCUAUGCGGAAGUCGCCGGCAAGACACUGGUCAUGAUGGUUUACGAUUUUGAUCGUUUUUCCAAACAUGAUCAAAUUGGUCAGAUCAAAGUCCCACUCGGAUCGAUCGACUUGUGCAAUGUGCUGGAAGAGUGGCGUGACUUAAGUCCACCGGAAUCGGAAGGAGAUAAAGAGAACCGUCUAGGCGACAUCUGUUUCUCCCUGCGCUAUGUACCAACGUCAGGUCGCCUGAAUGUGAACAUCCUGGAGGCAAAGAACUUGAAAAAGAUGGAUGUUGGUGGUCUUUCUGAUCCAUAUGUAAAAAUCUCUCUGAUGAUCGGUGCAAAACGGGUGAAGAAGAAGAAAACCACGAUAAAGAAGUACACGUUGAAUCCGUACUACAAUGAAUCCUUUGCAUUCGACGUGCCCUUUGACCUCAUCCAGAAAGUACACCUCAUUAUCACCGUGGUCGAUUAUGAUCGUAUAGGAACCUCUGAACCAAUAGGACGAGUGGUACUUGGGUGCAAUGCCACCGGUGCAGCACUGCGCCACUGGUCGGAUAUGUUGAGCAACCCGCGGCGCCCGAUUGCCCAGUGGCACACGUUGCAAGAAAUGCCAGAGAAAAGUUGAUCCACCAACAUGCUGUCGGUACAGGUUUCACGCAUUCACGUGUUAUUAUGAAACUGCUAUCACUGCUCUCCACUCCUAAUUAACCUUCUCCUAAUGUGAUCGGAAUUUCGCUUUUGUCCAAACUAUUAUCAUGCCCUGCUUUAUCAUGACAGAUUUUGAUUUAAAACUCCUUCGUCUCGCCCGGUCACCCCUUUUUUGUGUAUGUGUGUGUAUGCAUUACCAAACUGCACAAACAUUAACUAUUCAAACUUUUGUUCGUCCGCUCCUCCUCCCUCAACAUGAGUGGAUUUGUGAAGCUUUCGAUGUUAUUAUGCUCUCACUUCAUAUCCACUGCUCUGCAUCCUUUG